Symbiodinium necroappetens is the source of this 934-nucleotide messenger RNA. The record is from the annotation of a GenBank genome assembly. Lineage: Eukaryota; Dinophyceae; Suessiales; Symbiodiniaceae.
AUGGAUGCGUCAUGGACGACAUUCAUGAGCAUGACGGGAUCAUCAUCCGCCAGUGCUCCAAGCAGUUCGGGCCAGAUGGCGGAGAGCGAGAGGAAACCCGUCAAGGUCUCGCGCAUGCGAACGCCACUGUCGUCCAAAGCCACACCGUUUCGCUCCAAAACUGCAGGGUACUGUGCCACCAUGAAAGCUGGAUUUGCGGACUCCAUGACUUACCCAUACAGCCCUGAGUUGCAAGACUACGUCUAUCUCAACAUGGGAAACAUGACCCCAAGUGCUGUGAGUGGAGAGGAGAGUGCAGGAUACGGCACUGGAGCUGGGCAUCAGUCCGUCGACAGCAGUUGCGAGGAACCCGUGCCUGUGGCACCCCGAAGAGCCACACAGGACAAGAGAACACUGCGUCUGCCAUCUCGCACCCCCUCACCUGAGCAGCGAUUCCACUGGUCCGAUUCGCUUCCUGAAAACAGGCCAGAGCCUGUGCCCGCACUUGCUCUUGAGCACGUGGGUGAACUGUCGGAUCGGAACAUGGAGCCGAUGGAGCAGAUCCCUCUCCAAAGUAUCCGGAGAGACUCCUUCGAGGAGCGCCGAUCGCUUCGUGGUCAGCUUCCUCUGCAUGUCAAGCGGACGUUCAUCCACUACGACGACCAUGAGCUGGAGCUUGCGCAGACAGAUGGAGGCGGACCUAGGAUAACCAGGCGUCUCCAGCGAUCGGAGUCAGCGCCAGCAAGAUUGCUUUCACGGCAAGCUGGUCAAAUCAUUCAGGCACACAUCAACGGCACAUGCAAGCCUUGCGGCUAUUUCUUUGCCAAAGCAGAUGGGUGUCGGUGGCACAACAAUUGCACGUUUUGUCACCUAUGCCCUCCUGGAGAGCUGAAACGACGAAAGAAGCAGAAGCGCGCCAUGCUGAAAGCAAGAAAUGGUGCUCAGGCGCAGAACA